This is a messenger RNA of Suncus etruscus (white-toothed pygmy shrew), 607 nucleotides long. It is a transcript of the gene S100A4, whose product is annotated as S100 calcium binding protein A4. Gene Ontology annotation, biological process: positive regulation of canonical NF-kappaB signal transduction. Gene Ontology annotation, cellular component: nucleus; cytoplasm; perinuclear region of cytoplasm. Lineage: Eukaryota; Metazoa; Chordata; Mammalia; Eulipotyphla; Soricidae. Gene Ontology annotation, molecular function: transition metal ion binding; calcium ion binding; RAGE receptor binding. The record is from RefSeq and is a predicted model, not a curated record.
GAGGCCGGGGUGGGAUGGGACUGCAGAGCAGUUCCUGGGAACCCAUGAUAGUCCUCUCCUCACCAUGCACACCCACAGGACUCAUACUCCACUUUCUGGGUUCCCAUUCUUUUGGGGACUGUGUCAGAGAGAGCUCAGUGCUCUGAAGGCGGGAGGACAGGGAAUAGGAAAAUGAAGGCAUCCUGGCACUAUGCCCACAGAACCCAGCUGUGCCAUGGUGACCCCUCUGGAGAAGGCCCUGGACACGAUGGUGUCCACCUUCCACAAGUACUCAGGCAAGGAGGGAGACAAGUUCAAGCUCAACAAAUCGGAACUGAAGGAUCUGCUGACCCGGGAGCUGCCCAGUUUCUUGGGGAAAAGGACAGAUGAAGCUGCUUUCCAGAAACUAAUGAGUAACCUGGACAGUAACAGGGACAACCAGGUGGACUUCCAGGAGUACUGCGUCUUCCUGUCCUGCAUCGGCCAUGAUGUGGCAACGAGUUUCUUCGAGGGGUGCCCUGAUAAGGAGCCCCGGAAGAAGUGAAGACUCUGAGGAGAUGGGUGGGGGGUAAGGGACACCUUUUCUCAAUAUGUACGUAAAGUUGAGCAAAUUUAAUAAAGAUUCAAG